UGGGGUGGAUUGGUUCCAAUAUCUCGCCGAGGGCUCCCACUUGGCCCUCAGUAAGAGGGCUCCCACUUGGCCCUCAGUAAGGGUCAAGACGCAGGGACUUGUACCAAAGAGGAGCAAAGCAGGGCUCUGCCCGAGGCCCCUAGGACCUCCUUCUCCCAAUGUCGGAGGAAUCCGACACGUGACGGGUGGGAAAGCCCUCACUGGAUAGAAGAACUUUGUAAGCUCAGAAGAUGCCACCCGACCUGCCUUCCCUGCUGCUGCGGCUUGUGAUCCUGCUGCUGCUGUCCCAGGCAGAAGCUCGCUCCUUCGUAGUGGAUCGGGAACAUGACAGAUUCCUCCUGGAUGGGGUCCCUUUCCGCUACGUUUCUGGCAGCCUGCACUACUUUCGAGUACCGCGGGUCCUUUGGGCUGACCGGCUUCUCAAGAUGCAGUUGAGCGGCCUCAACGCUGUGCAGUUUUAUGUGCCCUGGAACUACCAUGAGCCAGAGCCUGGGAUCUAUAACUUUAAUGGCAGCCGGGACCUCAUUGCCUUCCUGAAUGAGGCAGCUAAAGUGAACCUGUUGGUUAUUCUGAGACCAGGACCUUACAUCUGUGCAGAGUGGGAGAUGGGAGGUCUCCCCUCUUGGUUGCUUCGAAACCCUAAUAUUCAUCUGAGAACCUCAGAUCCUGCCUUCCUUGAAGCUGUGGACUCCUGGUUCAAGGUCUUGCUGCCAAAGAUAUAUCCAUUUCUCUACCACAAUGGGGGCAACAUCAUUAGCAUUCAGGUGGAGAAUGAAUACGGUAGCUACAAGGCCUGUGACUUCAAGUAUAUGAGACACUUGGCUGGCCUCUUCCGUGCAUUACUAGGAGACAAGAUCUUGCUCUUCACCACAGAUGGGCCUCAAGGACUCAGAUGUGGUUCCCUUCAGGGACUCUAUACCACUAUAGAUUUUGGCCCAGCUGACAACGUGACCAGAAUCUUUUCUCUGCUUCGGGAGUAUGAACCUCAUGGGCCAUUGGUGAACUCGGAGUACUACACAGGCUGGCUGGAUUACUGGGGCCAAAAUCACUCCACACGGUCCAGUCCAGCUGUAGCCCAAGGACUAGAAAAAAUGCUCAAGUUGGGAGCCAGUGUGAACAUGUAUAUGUUCCACGGAGGUACCAACUUUGGAUACUGGAAUGGUGCUGACGAGAAGGGACACUUCCUUCCAAUUACUACCAGCUACGACUAUGAUGCACCCAUAUCUGAAGCAGGGGACCCUACACCUAAGCUUUUUGCAAUUCGAAAUGUCAUCAGCAAGUUCCAGGAAAUUCCCUUGGGACCUUUACCUCCCCCCAGCCCCAAGAUGAAGCUCGGACCUUUGACUAUGAGCUUGGAUGGGAAUUUGCUGUCCUUCCUAGACUUUCUCUGCCCGCAAGGCCCCGUCCAUUCAGUUUUGCCAUUGACCUUUGAGGCUGUUAAACUGGACCAUGGCUUUAUGUUGUACAGGACCUAUCUGACUUAUCCUGUUUUAGAACCAACACCAUUCUGGGUGCCAAAUAAUGGAGUUCAUGACCGUGCCUAUGUGAUGGUAGAUGGGGUACUGAAGGGCGUCCUGGAGCGGAGUUUGAAACAAGAACUGUAUUUGACUGGGACCGUAGGGACCAGGCUGGAUAUAUUGCUAGAGAAUAUGGGGAGGCUCAGUUUUGGGUCUAACCACAGUGACUUCAAGGGCCUGUUAGAACCACCACUGCUGGGGCAGACCAUCCUCACUGAGUGGAUGAUGUUCCCUCUCAAGGUAGAUAAGCUUGUAAAAUGGUGGUUCCCCCUGCAGCUGAUGGAAAGAGCCCUGCCUCAAGCUUCCUCUGUCCCUGCCUUCUAUUCUGCAAAGUUUCCAGUUUUCGGCUUACUUGGGGACACAUUUCUCUAUCUACCUGGAUGGACCAAGGGCCAAGUGUGGAUCAAUGGUUUUAACUUGGGCCGGUACUGGACAAUGCGGGGUCCACAACAGACCCUAUAUGUGCCAAGACUGCUGCUGUUUGAUAGAUCAAUCAACAAAAUCACAUUGCUCGAGCUAGAAAAUGUGCCUCAUAACCCCCAAAUCCAGUUUUUGGAUAAGCCCAUCCUCAAUAGCACUUUGCAUUGGGGGUAUAACUAUCUUCUCUCAGAAACACAAGGUUCCUUUGAACCAAUGGAGUUAAGUGGGCACUGAAAGAAAGAUGACCCUGGAGUCUGAGACACAGGGCAGCAUCCUUUGGUGAUGGCCAUAGUGACCAUAAAGAAUCAAAGGCUACACUCCCUCUGACUGUAAGUACACACACAGUUUUCUUGCCAAACUUUAUUAUGAUUAAAAUUCCAAAGACAGUACUGGCUCCACACACCUUCGUGGCCCUGUCUUUGUCUUUGCCCUGAUUCCUGAGUGUCCUUCACUGCCCAUCUUCCAAAUGUCAAGCUUCAUGAGGAGGAAGAGAGCUCUAGGUCUGGAUGUGUCCUCUUGGGACCCAGAGUUGGCCCCAGGUGCUGUAAGAAAUCAAGAUGAAGGUCUCCCCGCCUGACUGCGAUGGUCUCGAAGGCAACGUGUGGAGCAGAAAGAGAAGUCGAGGUAGUGAAAGGGAACGAGGCCUUGGAGGGACACUCCACAACUCCAGCAGCGUCUGAACAAAAGGAAGGAAAAUGAUUGGACAGGUACUCCACAAACUUCCCCAUCUAAGCGUUGCCCAGCCCUUAAAGGUCUCAGGGAACCUCAAGUCCCCUCUGCCACCCUUCUGAACACCAUGAAGGCACUCAUUCCCCUUACCCCAGAUGGUCCUUUAACAUAGGAGUCCACCCUUCUACUCAUCCCCUGCCCCCAUACCCAGCAGUGGCAACUGCAGAGUCAGGAACUGGAGGGCUAGGGGCUCCCAGCUGGGCAGCAAGUCGGCGCUCUGCAGCCAGAGCUCUCUGCAAAACAGAACCAGCCGAUGUUGCAGACAAACGUCCCGGAGAGAUGAACAGUGCACUCAGGGAAUAAUGGCUGUCUGGGGAGGAAGGUAGGCGCUUAUGGAAACCCAGCAGUGCAAGAUUCUGUAGCCUACCUUCUCCCUGUCACUGAGAGCUGCGAACCGCCGUCGCUCCUCUUGCUCCUGUUCUUCCUGUGCCCUCUGCUCCCGCUGCUGUUGCUCCCGCUGCCGGCGAGCUGCCUUUUGCUCUUUUUUCCUUGUAGCCUGCCGGGCCUCCAUUUCUUGAGUCAAUGGCCCUGGUACCUGGAAGAUUUCACAGAGAUAUUAUAAAACUACAAGGAAGCAGAAAGGACCUAUGAGGAUCUCUGACGGCCUCUGCUCUGUAGCUCCUUUUCCAGCUCACCCGAGCCUUGUUGUAAUCAUAGGCAUCAAGAUUCUUCUCCAUGAACCUCCGGAAUUCAUUACGCGUUGAUUUGUCAGCUGCUACAGUAUAAGGUGGCCGAGCCCUAGAGUCCCUAAGGACAAAAACCCAAAACCAAGUUUAACUUGCCUCCUGCUUGUCCCAAGGAAAUAGUAUCAAGAGCCAGCAUGAGCUACGGCAUUAGGUUCUCUCUACCUAAAUGGGGUCGGGAAGGAGAUACUCACAGCACAGUGGGAUCAGCACCUGCUUCCAACAGCAAACGAACUACUAAGCCUCUUCCAGCUGCAGCUGCUGCAUGCAGGAGAGUAAAGCCACCAGAGCCCAAAGGGGCAUUGAGCAGGGACUUAACUCCAGGGCCUACAAGCCCACUGGCUAGCUGCAGCUUUAGCACCUCAACUUCCCCAGCACGACAAGAAGCUAGAAGCAUGUCCCAGAACUCUGGUUGACAUGGGGCUUUGGCCUCAUAGACCGAAGUGUCCAAUGGGGUUUCAACCUCUUGGGUUGGCCGUGAGAACGGCUCAUCUUGAGGUUCCUGAGGAAGAGGCCCAUGUGCCCCACACUGCUGCUCUUGACUUCUCUCCUUCUUCCUCCUCUUCCUCCUCUUCCGCUUGGGCAGUACUUCAAAUUCACGAAGAUCCAGGGUCCCCAGGGUCAAUUCUACUAGCUCCAACUCUACUUCGGAGUCAUCUUCUUCCUGAGACUCUGAACCUAGAAAAAGAUAUGAUCUUAGAUCUAUCUAAGGAACAGGGAGAGGGUAAAGAUGUGUGCGUCCUCAAAUGGGUUUACAUUUAUAAAAAGAUGCUCCAGAUGA
Messenger RNA from Mus pahari (shrew mouse), 4130 nucleotides. It is a transcript of the gene Glb1l, whose product is annotated as galactosidase beta 1 like. NCBI's taxonomy places the organism in Eukaryota, Metazoa, Chordata, Mammalia, Rodentia, Muridae. Gene Ontology annotation, molecular function: beta-galactosidase activity. The record is from RefSeq and is a predicted model, not a curated record. Gene Ontology annotation, cellular component: vacuole. Bases 231 to 2171 code for a protein of 646 amino acids. The transcript is spliced from 17 exons. Gene Ontology annotation, biological process: carbohydrate metabolic process.